CGAGCGGCGGCCGCGCUCCGAGCGUCGCCGGGCUGCCGGCCGCUGAGCAUGCUCGCCCGGAGAGUGGUGCCAGUGCGAGCAGGCUGCGGGCCGCCCCGCCCCGCCGCGGCGGACAGUCCCGCGACACCGCUGGCCUGGGCCGAGGGCUCGGGUCCGAGCCAGGCCGCCGCUGGCUCCCACGCUGCCCGCUGCCCCCGCUGGCCGAGCAGCACACUUUGGUGCCUUGGGUCCGGCACCUGAAGAAGCCCAUCUCCUCGGUGCAGCUGCGGGGACGCAGCGUGUCCUUCUCAUCCGGGCUACUGAAGGAAGAGAAAAUGGCAAUACUAUCUCCUGAGAUCAAAUUUGAGGCUUCCAAAGUCAGUAGACAUUCCUUGGACAACUGUUUUCUGUUUGAGAGUAGUUGGAGAAAAGCAGUUUUGGAAACCCAGAAGAUGAGGAAAGCAUUUGGUCUAGAAGAGCCCAAAGAAUGUCUCAAAAUGCCGUAUUUGCCAGAAUUGCCAAGUUGCCCAAAGAACUUAAAUUCAACUACACUCGAGAUUCAUAAGCACCUGCUGCAUGCUGAGACGGAGAUCCCUCCAAUCAGGAUUAAGAAGACCAAGGAGCCGUGCACCGUGCCAGCCCUUCAGGAGAAGUCAAAAGGUUCUGUCUUCAGUGACCCUUUCACAGGAGCGCCCUCUCAGUUUCUACAGAGACUUUCCAGAAUGGCCAUAUUGGAAUAUGACACUAUUCGCCAGGAAACACACAAGAAGGCCAAGCGAGGCAAGAAGCGAGAUCUCCGAGACUGCUGAUGGGUCCCACGACACGCCAUGCUUUCUCCCCGGGCCGUGGCUCACAUUUGCCGUGUUUCUUUUUCUUUCUUUCAUUCUCUUUUGAUAUGUGAUAUAAUAAUACAAAUGGAAAUGUAAAUAGCAAAUAAAUAUUUUAUGUUAUAUAUGGAAUAAUUUGUAUUUUGUUGAACAUGGCGUUUCAUCUUUUAUUUUACUUUUUUCUUGAAAAUGGAUAUUUUAUUAUUAAAAUGGAAUGAUUUUACUUUUUAAAUAAAGAUGGUACUAGGUAUUGAA
Messenger RNA from Peromyscus californicus insignis, 1061 nucleotides. It is a transcript of the gene CUNH8orf89, whose product is annotated as chromosome unknown C8orf89 homolog. Lineage: Eukaryota; Metazoa; Chordata; Mammalia; Rodentia; Cricetidae. The record is from RefSeq and is a predicted model, not a curated record.